Messenger RNA from Coprinopsis cinerea okayama7#130, 2377 nucleotides. RefSeq names its product acetate--CoA ligase. Lineage: Eukaryota; Fungi; Basidiomycota; Agaricomycetes; Agaricales; Psathyrellaceae. Gene Ontology annotation, molecular function: acetyl-CoA synthetase activity; AMP binding. The record is from RefSeq and is a predicted model, not a curated record. Gene Ontology annotation, cellular component: cytosol. The coding region runs from base 1 to 1986 and encodes 661 amino acids. The transcript is spliced from 9 exons.
AUGUCCGAAGGUCCAAUCCGAGUCGCUCCCCACCCCAUCGCCAAGCGCGUCAAGCAUGGCUGCAAGACGCCCCAUGUCUCCCAUAUUGACGAUUACCGAAGCCAGCACCGGGAAACCAUUGGCCACGAAUCCGACAAGUGGUGGGCAAAGAAAGCUCAUGAGCUUCUUUACUGGGAUCGACCAUUCCAUACUGUCCGCUCGGGCAGCUUCGAGAAUGGCGACAUUGCUUGGUUCCCUGAGGGUGGUUUGAACGCCUCCUAUAACUGCGUUGACCGCUGGGCGUUCAAACAUCCGGAAAAGACCGCGAUUAUCUACGAAGCAGAUGAACCUGGCGAGGGAAGGGAGAUCUCUUACGCGGAACUCCUACGGGAAGUCUGCAGCAUCGCAAACGUGCUCAAGUCGUUCGGCGUCAAGAAGGGCGACACCGUCUCCGUCUACCUCCCCAUGACCUGGCAAGCCAUCGCCGCCUUCCUCGCGUGUGCCCGCAUCGGCGCCAUCCACUCCGUCGUCUUUGCUGGCUUCUCGGCCGAAGCAUUGCGUGAUCGUAUGCAAGAUUGCAAAUCGCGUGUGCUCAUCACGUCCGAUGAAGGGCGGCGCGGUGGGAAGGCGAUUGCUACCAAGGCCAUCGCGGAUGCGGCCCUCAAGGAGUGCCCGGCGGUUGAGAAGGUGUUGGUGUUGAAGAGGACGGGUAACCCGGUUCCGUGGACUGAGGGUCGGGAUGUGUGGUGGCACGAGGCGGUCGCCAGGGUGCCGAGGUACUGCCCUCCCGAGGUCAUGGCAUCCGAGGACCCUCUCUUCAUCCUCUACACUUCUGGCUCGACUGGCAAACCCAAGGGUGUCGUGCACACGACUGGUGGAUAUCUACUCUGCGCCGCGUUGACUGUCAAAUACGUCUUCGAUGUCCACCCCGACGACAGGUUCGCUUGCAUGGCCGACGUUGGCUGGAUCACGGGCCACACUUACAUCGUCUACGGUCCUCUCGCUAUUGGCGUUACCACCACCGUGUUCGAGUCCACUCCCGUAUACCCCACUCCUUCACGAUACUGGGAGACCGUCGAGAAGUACAAGCUCACCCAGUUCUACUCGGCCCCUACCGCUAUCCGACUCUUGCGCCGCCUCGGACACGAGCACGUCAACAAGCACGAUUUGAGCAGUUUGCGUGUGUUGGGAAGCGUUGGAGAGCCCAUCAACCCCGAGGCUUGGCACUGGUACAACGAGCACGUCGGAAAGACCGAGUGUGCUAUCGUUGAUACCUUCUGGCAAACUGAGACUGGUUCCAUCGUCGUUACUCCUUUCCCCGGUGCUAUCGAGACCAAGCCUGGUGCCGCGACUGUGCCCUUCUUCGGUAUUGAGCCCGCCAUCUUGGAGCCUACCACUGGAAAGGUGCUCGAGGGCAAUGAUGUCGAGGGUGUUCUCACUAUCGCUCAUCCCUGGCCUUCUAUCGCUCGAACCAUCUACGGAGACCAUCAGCGCUACCUCGAGACUUACAUGAAGCCUUAUCCCGGCUACUUCUACACCGGUGAUGGCGCUGCUCGUGAUGAGGACGGCUACAUCUGGAUCAAGGGUCGUGUUGAUGAUGUCAUUAACGUUUCUGGCCAUCGUUUGUCCACCGCCGAAAUCGAAUCCGCUCUCAUCACCCACACUGGAGUUGCUGAGACCGCCGUCAUCGGUACCGCCGACGAACUGACCGGCCAGGCCGUCUACGCCUUCGUCACUCUCAAGCCUGAGUUCAAGUUCGACCCCGAGAACGAGGCUGGCCUCUCCAAGGAGCUCAUCCUCCAAGUCCGCAAGAUCAUCGGUCCCUUUGCUGCGCCCAAGCGGAUCUAUAUCGUCAGUGACCUCCCCAAGACUCGCUCCGGCAAGAUCAUGCGACGUAUCCUCCGCAAGAUCGUCGCUGGCGAGGCUGACCAGCUCGGUGACCUCAGCACCCUCGCCGACCCGGGCAUCGUCGAAGUCAUCAAGGAGAAGGUCGCCUCUGCUGCGUAAGCGCACGAUGUAGUACACUCACUCAUCUACCACCCGCCCUUUUCGUUCAUUCUCCCCGAUCUCACUUCUCACCACCGACCAUCCACCACCCACCCGAAAACGAUCUCGCUCGCGCGAGGAGGGACAGGCGUUAAUGCUUAUUUCGUAUGUGAUGAUUUCGGAUUGUAGUCUCGUUUGUGUCGUUCUCCAGGAUUCUCUUGUCUUGUCUUGUUUGUGCUACCCAAGUCCUCGGUCUCAUAUCCAUCUCUCGACCUUUGUAGUUUUACCAAUCCUUUUAUUGCUUUUAUUUACCCUGCUUGUUACCCUUAUCUGACCGUAGCUACUCUGUUAUUGACGACGGAAGUCAAAAAUCUGUAUUAUAGUCCACUAUUGAUUCUGAUCAUCUUGUUUU